Aspergillus calidoustus is the source of this 762-nucleotide messenger RNA. The record is from the annotation of a GenBank genome assembly. Lineage: Eukaryota; Fungi; Ascomycota; Eurotiomycetes; Eurotiales; Aspergillaceae.
AUGAGCCUGGCGCGCCGAGAGGCUCUCAUCCGGCUGGCACGCAAGUACAACGCAUUGAUCAUCGCCGACGACGUCUACGACUUUAUCCACUUCCCGACGGAUGCGUCUCCAGCAGACUCAUUCAAACACAUUCUACCGCGGUUAGUCGAUAUAGACCGCACGCUCGACGGCGGCCCCGUCGAUGAUUUCGGGAACUGCAUGAGCAACGGGAGUUUCAGCAAGAUCGUCGGUCCCGGAUGUCGCGUUGGCUGGGCAGAGGGGACGCCUGCUUUUGCAUAUGGGCUUUCGCAGGCAGGCUCAACGCACUCCGGCGGCGCCCCCUCACACAUGAUGUCGACCUUUAUCAACGAAAUGCUCGAACCGGCUGGUGACGACACCUGCGCUAUGACGAGGCACAUCGUGGACAAGCUCAUCCCCGCCUACGCAAGACGACACUCCCUCCUUACGACCGCAAUCAAGGAACACCUCAGUCCCGUCGGUGUGAUUUCACCCAUCGAGGACAAGUACCACGUUGCCGGUGGUUUCUUCUUGUGGCUGCGGCUACCUCCCACGCUAACCUCCGCCGAGGUUGUGGCUGCUGCGCGGCAGGAUGGCGUUGUGAUCGGUGACGGGGCAGUGUCGGCCUUACCAGAGGGUAACUCGCGGUGUGGGACGUAUGGGGAUAUGAUCCGGUUAUGUUUUGCGUGGGUAGAUGAGGGGCAGUUGGUAGAGGGCGUGCGGAUUCUGAGGGAAACAAUUGCGCGGUUGGGUGGGAAGGUUUGA